Patella vulgata (common limpet) is the source of this 10105-nucleotide messenger RNA. Its product is annotated as beta-hexosaminidase subunit beta. The transcript has 17 exons. The record is from RefSeq and is a predicted model, not a curated record. Gene Ontology annotation, biological process: glycosaminoglycan metabolic process; ganglioside catabolic process; carbohydrate metabolic process. Gene Ontology annotation, cellular component: membrane. Bases 427 to 3150 code for a protein of 907 amino acids. NCBI's taxonomy places the organism in Eukaryota, Metazoa, Mollusca, Gastropoda, Patellidae. Gene Ontology annotation, molecular function: beta-N-acetylhexosaminidase activity.
GCUACACUGUGUAGUAGUGGUUUUACAUUGCUACAUACGAUAGGCGAAUUCUUGUUGACUUUGUGCAGUAAAUAUAACUAGGCUAUUAGCGACGCCGUAGAUAUUGGAAAAUAAAGUAGUCGUUAGGUAAAAUUGGAUCGAUUUUAGAAGGAGAAUAUUUUUUGUAGGCUGGCUUUGUGGAAACUGAAGCGAUGUAAAUCGGUCAGUGCUAUUGAAUCUGAAUCUACACGGCUACCACAAAUCAGCUUUCAUUUGGUGUCGACUACCUUCGCAAACUCUUUAUGCAACUGUUAAUUUGACGUGGUCAAUUCUUUAGUGGUUGUGUAAAGAAGAAUACUAAAGAUUAACGCUGCUAGUGUAGGAUCGGAAUGAAUAGCAUUAAUAUAAGGAUUAUAUAAAACAUUUUAAGGUAGAGUGAAGGUGAAAAUGGCACACUAUUUUACUGUGUUCGUGUUUCUGAUUAGUGGAUUCAUUGGAUCACUUUCCCAGCAGCAAAUGAAAAUUCCUUCAAAUGAUAAUUCAGAGGCAGUUGUGAAACAAAAUUUUCAACGAGAAAACUCCUAUAAUAUUCCUCAUGUGGCCAAAAUACAGCCAGCAGUUCAAAAUGAAAAUGCUGGUGGUGGUUAUGUGAGGCGUGGAGAUACUGAUUCUUUUAAUAGUAUAAACAAUGCUAAACCUAGAUUUCAUAAACUUAAAGCUUUAGAUGAGGAUUUUCAGAAAGGAAUUAUAAAAAAUGUUGAUUCUCAACAAGGAGCUAAAGUUGUGAAUCAAGUGGGAAGUUCAGAUACAAACAAUAAUAACAAUAACAACAAUGAAAAUAAUAAUAAUAAUCUGAACAACAAUAAUAACAAUGGUAAUUUAAACUUUAAUAACAACAAUGAAAACAAUAAUAACAACAACAAUUUCAACAACUUUAAUAAUAACAACAACAAUUUUCAACAACAACAAAAUGAUAUACCACGGGUACAACAGCGUGACGUGGGGGGUAUGAAAUUGAAUUGGGACUGGAGUGAUUUCGCGAUUUCUUUCAAUGACUAUGGAGCAGCUGAAAUGAAAGUGCGAAGGGCACCUCAUGCCUCAACAGGAGAACCAUGGCCACUCCCACAGUAUUAUGUGAAAAAACAAAAGAGAGUUUAUCAUAUUCCUCGAGACGAUUUUAAUUUUAAAAUAGUGGGUAAAACUUGUGAUAUAUUGGAGGAAGGGGCUGAAAGAUAUUUAGAUCGUGUAUUGAAUUAUGUUGUGGAGGACAUGUACGAUAAUCUGCAGAAUGCAGAGGGCACAAUGGUGGAUGAUCCGAAAGCUAAAUACAUGAGUCCUCUUUACGCAGAGGCACCUGUCAUCCGUGUCAUGGAACUGAAAGUGAGAAAACCAUGUACCAAAUAUCCAAGUAUAAAUUCGGAUGAAUCUUACGAUUUAUUUGUAAAGAAGAAUCGUGUGUUAAUCUGGGCCAAUGAAGUAUGGGGUUUGCUGAGAGGUCUAGAAACAUUCAGUCAAAUUGUAUGGAAAGGGCUGGAUAAUAGGUUAUAUGUAAAAGAGACAGUAAUUAGUGAUUACCCAAGAUUCCCUCAUCGUGGUAUUCUAGUCGACACCUCUCGUCAUUUUCUAUUUAAAGAAAUUAUUUUUGAUAUUAUUGAUGGUAUGGAAGCUAAUAAAAUGAAUGUAUUCCACUGGCAUAUAGUUGACGAUCAAUCAUUUCCUUAUCAGAGUAAAGUUUAUCCUGAUCUUAGUAAAAAGGGGGCGUUUCAUCCCGAGUUUGUGUAUACAUUAGAAGAUAUAGCAGAGAUAAUACGUUAUGGUCGUAUGAGAGGAGUGAGAAUUAUGCCCGAGUUUGAUUCACCAGGUCAUACAUAUGCUUGGGGUUUAAGUCGACCUGACCUACUGACCCAGUGUUACCAAGGCAACAGUCCUGUAAAAGGAUAUUUUGGACCAAUUGAUCCAACCAAAAAUUCCACUUAUACGUUCCUUAAAAAUUUAUUUGAUGAAAUAUUGGAAGUUUUUCAAGAUUCCUAUCUCCAUCUUGGAGGUGAUGAGGUACCAUUACAAUGUUGGUCAUCUAAUCCAGAAGUAACCAAAUUUGGAUUAGAAUUAGCCAAGAAGGAAGGAAGACAAAAUAACAACAAUAAUUAUAAUAACAAUAAUAAUUUCAAUGAUAAUCAACAGGGUUUUUAUAGUCCAGGAUCAUUUGAUGUUAGAAAAGUUUAUGAAUAUUAUGAAACAAGGUUGAUGAAAGAUUUACGAGAUAUCGGUAAAAAGAGGGAAAAUGGUGUGAAAUUUGUUAUGUGGCAGGAAGUAAUGAAUAAUAAUCUACAGUUACCCAAUGAUACGUUAAUACAGAUCUGGAUGGGUGAUUCUGUUGAUAUAAAUCGAGCUAUAAAUCUGGGUUAUAACGUUCUCUAUUCUACAUGUUGGUAUUUAGAUCACGUUGAAUAUGGUACCAAAUGGCCAAAAUAUUACCAGUGUGACCCAGCUGAUAAUUCUUACGGAAUGACUGUGGAUGAAAAGAAAGUUUUAGGAGGAGAAGCCUGUUUAUGGUCAGAAUAUGUAGAUAAUGAAAAUUAUAUGACAACAUUAUGGCCCCGAGCCUCAGCUACAGCAGAAAGACUGUGGAGUCACAAAGAUGUUCGAGAUUUGGAUUCAGCGUCUGUUCGUCUGCAAGAACACCGCUGUCGUAUGUUAAAACGUGGAUUAAGUGUAGGUCAGAUCAGUGGACCCGAUUAUUGUUUACAUCGUGGUCCAUCACGAAGAAAUAAAUCAAACAAUACUAACUGUGAGGGUGGACGAUGUUUCAACAGUGGUAAAAAUAUACUUCAGUUUGAAGAUAUACAACUUCGUCUAACUCAAAGAGGUCCAGCUUUAUCUGAGUGUAAUAGCAAAUCAUUUACAGAUAUGUUUAAGUUUCUGUCUAAAGGAAGUAGUAUGUUUAUCAUAGCAACGGCAGCCAUAAUCAUAUUAGCCAUUGGAUUCGGCAUCCGACGUCCACAUGGCAAAUUCAGCAAUUCAAAAAUGUGUAAAAAUAAGACAAUAUUAAUCUUAUUUUUGAGCGUUUUAGUGAUUUAUUUUAUGUGUUAUACGACUAUUUGGAUGCAGGCCUUUGAAUUUAGUGGAUCAUUUCAUAAAAGGUUACAAAAAAAUAAUCUCGAUAAGCGAUGAUGGAAGAGAAGAGAGGAGGGAUUUGUGUAGAUAGAGACUUUAGGGAAUUGAUUCGUUUGUUAACUUGUUGAUGAUUUCGUUUAUGAGUAACCAUGGUGCUGUGAAAACAUCUGAACUAUAAACUUGAAUGUAGAGGAGUAACCAUGGUGCUGUGAAAACAUCUGAACUAUAAACUUGAAUGUAGAGGAGUAACCAUGGUGCUGUGAAAACAUCUGAACUAUAAACUUGAAUGUAGAGGAGUAACCACCAUGGUGCUGUGAAAACGUCUGAACUAUAAACUUGAAUGUAGAGGGGUAACCAUGGUGCUGUGAAAAGUCUAUAUGUAUAUAUACUGCAACGUAGAGGUCAACAGAUAGAUCUGAUAUAGUUCAUUAUGUGUGAAUGCCAUUUAUAGCACUGUGUACAAGGAUUAUUGAUGUAAUAGUAUGUGUACAAAAGAAGACCAUUGAAACCUAAAUUGAUAGAUAAAUUUAUUUUUGAAUCUGGUGAGGGGGAGGGGGCUGUGUUUACAUGCCACUUGACUACUACAAUGAUUAUAUUAAUCAUAAUUUCAAUGUGAUAUAAAUUUAUCAAAAGAUGGUUAUAAAUUUCUCCAGAUAUUAUUAACAGGGAAUAGAUUAAAUCAAAUGAAAGUUAUAUUUUCUUGUAAAUUUACUUUCAGUUAGUUAAGAAUUUAUUUUUGAACAGUUAAAAUAUCUUUCGUUUCUUCUUAAAAUGUAAUGAUGUACGUUAAAAUUUAUUAAUUAUUUAUGGUGUAUGAGGUAUUUUUAAAUUGAGUAAAAGUUCAGUAUGCAGGAUAGUUAUAUGUUUGUCUAGAGCAUAAAUAUUAUCUAAUUAAAUCUUAUUCCGAGAAGUUUUCAUCGAUAUACAACAUCUGGAUAUUACAAGUCAAUAAUAAUAAGUCAAUAAUAAUAAGUCAAGACCAGUUCUGAUGACCAAUUCAAGAUUACCAGAGAUAUGAGAUUUAAUGGUGGAAGUUGAAAGGAAAAGCAUGUAGUGUGACAGACAAAAAACAUAUAAGAUAAAACAUGAACUUAUGAUAUGUGAGGUAUGAGAUUUAACUGUGGGAGUUGAAAGGAAGAGCAUGAAUUACUCAAGUUCAUGUAUUGAGAUAAAAAAGAUGGUAUGUGGUUUUGUAUGUAUUUUAUCAGAUGAAUACUGUAUCUAUUAGAUUAAGAUAAUCACUUCUUUUAUCAAUGAAUCACUUUUUUGUGAAAAACUCUGUUUUUAUGUUAAUACCGUGUAUAAUAAUUGAAAUAUUGGUAAAAAAGAGAUAUAAUAAUACCAAGUGGAUCGUAAUAUCCUGAUUCUUAAUGACAUGUGACAUUCUAUACAAGAUUAUUAUUUGGAAUUCAGUAUAUUUUUGACAUUAUUAAAAACAAAUGUUAGAUUAAUAAAAACUGUGUAGAACUUUCAGAUACAUCAGUAAAAAAUACAAAUGUUAGAUUAAUAUCAGUUUAAUAUUUCAAAUGAGAAGUAAAAAUGGUGUCAAUUUGAUCAUACCAAAUCUGGUUGAUUUAAAGGGGUAUAGUCAUAUCUAAUGCUGCUUAUUUUUCUCUAAUUGUACUGCUAAAAAGGUUUCUUGUAAAAAAAACAUAAAUUGUGAUUAAGUGUUCAGAAUGUAAUAAUAUGUGGUGUAAUAAAACAAUGCAUAAUAGUCAGAAUAUCUGGUUAAAUGGGGUACAAAAGUUGUGAUCUUCAAUUUUUCUGUUAUAGAAACUAGCAUGCAAAUUAAAAACUUUCAGGCCUGGCUCAAAUCUGAAUUGAUAUUUAUCUUUACCUUGAAUUGAUAUUUAUCUUUAUCUUGAAUUGAUAUUUAUCUUUAUCUUAAAUUGAUAUAAAUUUAUCUUUAUCUUAAAUUGAUAUUUAUCUAGGAUUGAUAUGUAUCUUUGCCUUGAAUUGAUAUAUAUCUCUAUCUUGAGUUGAUAUCUAUCUUCAAUAAAUAUUUAUCUUUAAGUUGGAUUGAUAUUUAUCUUGAAUUGAUAUGUCUUUAUCUUGAAUUGAUAUUUACCCCUAUCAUGGAAUUGGUAUUUAUCUUGAAUUGAUAUUUAUUUUCACCUUGAAUUGAUAUUUAUUGAAAUUUGACUUUUAUCUCGAGUUUUAUGAUGCUGGGCCCAUAGAAUCCAUCUCCUUCAACAUGCAAUAUUACUAUGUCAAAAUAUAGUGUGUUCAUUUCUAAUGAUGUCCUUUGAAUGAUAAAAUUGAACAUAGCAAAUUGGAAUCUGACAAAUAUUUGAUAUAUUUAUUCAUUUGUUAAUUAUGUCUUUUAAUUGAUCAAGUUUUGUUAAAUUUUAAUUGAUAUUUUACGUGUUUAAUUACCGGAUUAUUCAUAUUGAAUAGUUCAGUAAAUUUGAAAUUUUCCGCAUAAACCAAAAACGAAACACAAGUUUAGUUAGUUUCUGGGAAAAUAUUGGUUUGGGGAGAAAUGGUGGUUGAUAUUAGGAAAAAAAAAAAAAAAACAAGUAGAAAAAACAUUUAUUAGCUUUUCUAUUUAGACUUCUCUAAAAAAAAAAAAGAUUAGGUAUUUUUGCCCAUCUUAAUUCUAAAAGUUUCUGUGUAAGUCUUACAAGUAAAAUGAACUAGCUAAAGGUUUUGUUCAAACGGAAUCCAUUAAGAAAUUUUAAAUUAUCCUAUACUAGGUUUAUUUAGUCUGUGAAAAUAAACAUCGCUACAAAUCCAACAUUUUUUCAGAAACUAACUUUUACUUUAAUUCAGAAUAAAACUAAACAUUCCAAUAUAUGUAUUCUGUGUUUGUUUGAGGAUCAGAAAAAGCUCAAUAAUUAACACUUAUUGUUAGUCCUUGUGUUACGUGUCACUAUGGUUACCGCUUGCUAAUCACCAUGGUUACCAGCUUACUGAGCCUAUUUCUACUAUUGGUUAUUCUAAUAUUUAAAUUGGACCCGUAGUGUCUGAUGACCCAAAAACCAGGAUCAAAAUCCCACGAAAUAACAGUUCCCUUUGGUAAUUGUGGUCUCAUGAUUACUGUGAUCGUUGAUAAUCUUGGUGCAUCAUAGGCCUGGUGAGGGGGUUCCGCAGACAGUUUGGGCAGUUUGCAAUGAGCUGGUGACCAAACCCAAAUGUAAUGAAAUGGUUAAACAUGCAUUAUGCAAGAGUUAAAUCUGCAUACUGCAGGUCUUUCUUUAUGCCUUAAAAUUAUUAAUUAGACAUUAAUUACUUGGCAUGACCAUAAAAAUGGAUAAUCAAGACUUUGUUUAUUAUCGAAACAGCGGUAGCAAUGACAAUCGAAGCUACACAUUGUAGUGACCAUACACAUUGAAACAAUUUGACUGAAAUUUUCAACAUAUUCCCUUUUCAUUAUCUAUGUUUUAACUAUUAUACCGAGAACUGUCAGCUCUUUAUCUAAUCUUACAUAAUGGCCACUUUUGAGCAAUCUGUUUAGCUCUAGUUCGUAUUGAUUUAAAGUUCAUUUAAACCUACACCGAUUAACUUCAGCAGCAACUGCUCACUUACUUUGUAAUCUGGGUUCAAUCCCUCAACAGCAUCUGAACUGAAGUAGGAUUGAAUUUUGCACUAGGAACAUGGCCCCAAGAUAUUCUCAUCUUGUUGUGGUUCUUCGUGAGGGUGACGUGCUUCAAAAACACUUGGCUGAUUCAAGAACGAUAAACAUGACACUAGGCAUGCUUGUUCCUUGGAAAAUUCCACAUUGAUUUUUGAUAUGUCGUAAUUCCAAGAUGGUUGCGAUGUCAUCAUGAAAUUGGACCCUAGUGCAUAUAAAUUUACGAAACUGUCUGUUUAAUGUAUACAUUUUCAAUUAAUCCUAGCCAUUUUUUAUAUCCGUUAGGUAUAACCGUAAACUUCACAAACCACAUCUCUUAAUAAUCUUUUGUAGGCAUUUACAUGUAGUAACUAAAUAGAGAAACUAUAACACAUACCAUAUUAAAAUAACAAUUACAUAUAUAUUUUGGCGAUGUUAGAGGAUUCACUCAAUUAGUAUUAGCUUGAUAACGUUGAAAGUAAGCUUGAUAAUGUUGAGACUAAGCUUGAUAACAUUGAGAGACUAAGCUUGAUAACAUUGAGAGAUUAAGCUUGAUAACAUUGAGAGACUAAGCUUGAUAACAUUGAAAGUAAGCUUGAUAAUGUUGAGAGACUUAAGCUUGAUAACAUUGAGAGACUAAGCUUGAUAACAUUGAGAGAUUAAGCUUGAUAACAUUGAGAGACUAAGCUUGAUAACAUUGAAAGUAAGCUUGAUAACAUUGAGAGACUAAGCUUGAUAACAUUGAGAGACUAAGCUUGAUAAUGUUGAGAGACUAAGCUUGAUAAUGUUGAGACUAAGCUUGAUAAUGUUGAGACUAAGCUUGAUAACAUUGAGAGACUAAGCUUGAUAACAUUGAGAGACUAAGCUUGAUAAUGUUGAGAGAUUAAGUUUGAUAACGUUGAGAGAUUAAUCUUGAUAACAUUGAAAGUAAGCUUGAUAAUGUUAAGAGAAUACUCUUCGAUAAUGUUGAGCUUGAUAAUGUUGAGAGAAUAAGUUUGAUAAUGUUAAGAGAAUACUCUUCGAUAUAUCACACAAAUAUAUUACUAGCUGUUAGUGGUAUGUAUUAUAAUUUAUUCAUAUAUGUUAAUUAUAUUAAGAUACUUUCUGAUUAGAUCCACACCCCUUUCUCUAAUUGCUCAUUUAUAAACAUUUUUAAAAAAUAAUUAUGUUUAUGUGUGUAUAUGUUAUACUCAGCUGGCCUUGCAUGUUGUGAAAAUGCACAGUAGUUGUGUAUGUUUGUGUAAAUGCAUGUGCAUGCUUUUUGCUUGAAUUUGUGUAAUACACAGCUCAAGCAACUUUGGUAUAUAUUUCCAUAAUUUAUUUUUGAACCAAAUAAAUGUUGUUGGUUUUUUUUUUGUAUAUAAAAUAAAAUAAGAGUAUUGUCUAUGUAUUAACUAGUUCAAUGAUAAGGCCGCACAAAAAAAAAUACCUGUGUUGAUGGUUACCUGAUCAUUUUUUUUUAGCAAAAAACGCCAACCCUCUGCUCUUAUAUUUACCCACAUUGGUGUGCACGUAAAGGAUCCGUUGGCAGUCGGAAUUUGAUAUAAUAGUAGGCGUUAGUGCCACUAUCAGGUCAAAAUUUCCCUCAUAGCACACUGUAUGACGUAUCAAUAUCAUGUCCAUUUUCAUUAGCCUAGUCAGAGUAGAACAGUAGGAUGUUAAACCCCAUUUCAUUUUAUUUACUCAUUACCUAGAUCAUAUAAGAUUUUCCAAUCAACCCUAUUUUGUGGAAAGCAGGUAACUGUAAAAACAGGUAUUAUUUUUUAGAAGUCUAAGAUUAUAUAUAAAAAUACUAUAUAUUGUCCAUAUUGUGUAUAUUAAACUUAUAUAGGAUACUGCAUCUUUAUCAUUUUGAUGGGUGGUGAAUAGUUGUUUCUAUUAAAUACUGUGUAGUGCUUCAUAGUUUCAGCUGUAAUGUGUAUCAUUACAAAUUUAUGAUCUCUCGUACUUGAUUCUAACAUAAAGCCUCCUCUGACUAUUAUUUAAAGGGACAAUAACACUCUUGCUGGCUUGAAAGCUCCAGAAAAUAAAUAAUAUCUCUAUAUAAGUACUGGAUGUUUAAGUGUCCUACCUGUUGUGUAAAUUAUCCAUUAAAUCCUAUUUUACUUGUCCAGAGGGUUCAGAAAUAUUUUUAAAUCGAAGUUUCAUUUGAAAAGGUUUACGUUUGACGUUUCAAACCAUUAUGUUGAAUUUUUAAAAAAUUUUAAAUAAGGUGUGUUAAGAUGAAAUUUGUAUCAUCAAUUAAUUGAAAUAUUCUAAAAUAGUACAAUUUGUUGACCAGAAUAAAGAUUGGGACAUAUUUUUCAGUUACAACAAGAGUGGUAUUGAGCCUUUAAGGGUUCUGAAUCCCACGCAAACUACAAUAUUGUGAAUCUUGAAUCUCAGUCCAAAAUGAUUUAAUUCUGUUCAGUAUUUAAAAAUUUAAUUGAAAAUUUCGUAAAAUUUUGCAACCCUUGCAGAUAAUAUAAACAAGUCAACAAUACCUUUAAGUGUUAGAUUAAAUGUUUUUGAUAGGCCUCUUUUCUAUUCGAUUGACUUGAAGCCAGAAAAUUAUCUAUCGUUUGAUAUUUUGGUUUUGAUUUUCCUAAAUUAAAUAUUAAAUAAUCAAUUUGAGUACAUAUCAGCGACGAUUAAGCCGUAAAAAAAAUAAUUAAUGCAAAUUACUUUCAGCAGCUUUAAAUCUUAUUUAACUUUUGAGUGUGAAAACACUACGACAAAUGGAGAGUUUUCGGUGUCUCUAAUAUGAAAAAUUAUUUCAACGAACAAUAUUUAUUGAAUUACCUCCCCCAAAAAAUAAAACCCCAAAUGGUGAGGAUUGUGAGAAAAUACAAAGCAUAUUAGAUUUUCAUCCAUGACAUUUUACCUACAAAAUAUAUAGAUAUUUAUUUAUCAUUUGUUGAUAUCCUUUAAACCCAAUGAGUCUUUAUUUACAUUGUGCAUUUAUUUUCUUUUUUGUUCUCUUUUAAUUUUAAAUUUUUCUUCCAUGGAUUAUAGUAAAUUGAACAUCUGAUGUCACUUCUAUUAUUUAUAUGAGAAGUUUAUAUAGGGAACAGACAGACCUGGAAAUAAUGAUUCUAGUUGUACCGGACAAAAUGUCAGGCGAUAAUGAACUAGUAGUAGCACCUUAUAUUUUGAAUUUUAUGCCAGACAAUAUGAUAGACACCUGAAGAAUUAUGCCAGAAUUUGUGCAUAACAUUGUCUGUGACAGGUGGGGGAUGUGGGGGGAUGGUCGAAUGGUUAGCAUUUCAUCUCUGAUUUUUAUCAUUAACAAUUAUAGGUCAAAUAAGUCUAAGUAUGGCUGAAUAGCCGUGUUCAUGCAGAAACAUUAUGUUAAACCCCAUUUCAUUUUUAUCAUUUUUAUCAUUAAAAAGAAAAAAUGUUAAAUAAUUGUAGAUGUGGUAAAAUAGUCCUGUUGGUGGAGAAAACUAAAAGGUUAAGCCCCAUUUUAUUUCCACUUUU